CACUAUCAGAGCAACUGUUGAAAUUAAAAUCAGAACUUUCAACUGAAGAAGCUCAUACUAUUUAAUAAAUGGGAUUAUUUCAGUAUCUCCAUCAUUAAGUGAAACACAUACAGAUUAAUUCCACAGAUGGAUGUUUUAAAGCCUUCAUUUCUGUUAAUUAUGAUGAUGUUCUGCUUCCAGCCAAUGAAAACAUGAUAUUUAAGGUUAAAACAUUACAUCAGACAAAUAAAAUACAUUUUAACACACAUAUAUGGGUUUAAUGAAAAGUCUGUUUAAUUCCUGCUUGUAAAGACCUGCUGAAGAGGAAAGAACAAGUCAACUGGCCUAAAGAGAAACAUUUAAUGGACCUGAUGAAAGUCAGAUUGUUCUUUUGGGUCUGAGGGCUGCAGACAGUUUGUCAGACGACCCCCAAACACUGAACCGAAGCCACAGUCCACUCUGAAGACAGUGAAGCACGGUGGUGCAAGCAUCAUGAUGUAGGCGUGGUUCUCUUCCUGUGGUGCCGGGUCCAUUUAUCAACAAGGGAUCACGGAUCAACGGUUUGCAAAUAUCAACAUACUUGGAAGAGGUCAUGUUGCCUGAUGCCGAAGAGUAAAUGCCCGUGAAAUGAGUGUUUCAACAAGACAACAACCACAAACACACCAGGAAGAAUGCAUCUUGGUUCCAGAUCAACAAAAGUUCUGGAGUGGCCGGCCCAAUCACCGGACCUUAAUCCCAUUGAAAACUUGUGAGCUGACAUCAAAAAUGCUGUUUUUGAGCCAAAACCAAGAAAUGCAGAGAAAUUGUGGAAUGUUGUCCAAUCAUCUCCUGCUGGACAACCUGCUCACAGGCACCAGAACCGGGUCGAUGCCAGGCAACACAGAUGUGAAGCAGUUUUCAGAACCACUGAACUAAAUAUUAACUUAGUGAUUGACAGGAUGAUAAAUCCUCAAGAUUUUUCAGUUUAUACAGUAAAUACUUGAGUUUGUAAAGAAAAAUGCAGACACUGUUAUUAUGUUGAACCAAGUCAUUAAAAGAUUUAUUCAUUUUUCUUCCUGGUUUGAUAUUAAAUAUGAUGUGCAGAGUUCCUGAUGCAUGGAAAUAAGAACUACUGUGAGGAUUUUGAGCUUUACUCACGUUUUUAAACACUGCAGCUGUAAGAGGAAACAACAGGUCAGCCAGGCUGAAGAAAACAACUCAAGUGUUGGAUUCAGGGUCAGGCUGCAGCUAUAAAUACCUUCUCAGAAGGAACUAGAAACACCAAGAGGCAGUUAUGACACACCUGUUUUAAGAAAUAUGCGCUGAGAAAGCAAUCAUAAUAGCUCCGCCCACUCUCUAACCAAAAAUACAAACAGGAAGCAGCUUUUCCUUUCCUGCUCUGCCAGGAGACAGACACCAAGAAAACAACUAAAAGCUUUAACUUCAACAACAGAAACUUAAAAUGGGAACACCGGGAUUACUGAACUACUAGAUUGCAUCCAAUUCAACCGGCUGCAGAGCUGAAACUACAAUCUGUGAGAGCUCAACUGAAAGUGAAAGUACCUCCUGAACCAUCCUGCGGACCGGCUGACCUCUCAAGGAGCUUGCUGUGGUUUCAACCUUAUUCAGAGACAAAAUGUCUUCCAGGCCAGAGGAGGAUCUGUCCUGUCCUGUCUGUCACGACAUCUUUAAAGACCCGGUUGUCCUGUCAUGCAGCCACAGUUUCUGCAGAACCUGCCUGCAGAAAUGGUGGAAAGCAAAGAUUUCGCUCGAGUGUCCCUGCUGCAAGAGGAAGUCAUCAAGAAGCAAUCCUCCUCGAAACCUAGCUUUAAGGAACCUGUGUGAGGCUUUCCAGAGGGAGAGAGAGCAGCAAGCUUCGGUGGGGUCAGAGCAUCUCUGCAGUUUGCACUCUGAAAAACUCAAGAUCUUCUGUCUGGACCACCAGGAGCCGGUGUGUGUCAUCUGUCGGGAUUCAAAAAUCCACAGAAACCACCAGUUCAGACCCCUUGAUGAGGCAGCUCAAGAGUGCCGAGAGGAGCUGCAGAAGUUCCUAAAGCCUUUACAGGAGAAACUGAAACUCCUGCAAGAAGCUAAAGGAGAUGGUGAUCAAACUGUGAAAUUCAUCAAGCUGCAGACCCAGCACACCGAGAAGCAGAUCAGGGAGCAGUUCCAGAAGCUUCAGCAGUUCCUGCAGCAGGAAGAGAAGGCAAAGGUCGCUGCUCUGAGGGAGGAAGAGGAGAAGAAGACUCAGGCGAUGACCAAGAAGAUGGAGGCUCUGAGCAGAGAGAUUGCAGCUCUUUCAGUCAUGAUCACGGCUGCACAGGAGGAGCUGAGAGCUACAGACAUCUCAUUCCUGAAGAACUACCAGACCACAGUGAAGAGAGUCCAACUGCACCCCCUCCAGGAAGACCCACAGCCCAUCUCUGGAGCCCUGAUAGAUGUGGUCAAACAUCUGGGCAACCUGACCUUCAACAUCUGGAACGCCAUGAAGCAGACCGUGUCUUACAGUCCUGUGAUUCUGGACCCAAACACUGCCGACCCAGAACUUGUCCUGUCGAGUGACCUGAACAGCAUCCAAUCUGGAAACAAGAAACCGCUCCCGAGGAACCCGGAGAGGACCAAAUUCUCUUGCUCUGUCCUCGGUUCCGAGGGAUUUACCUCAGGGAGUCACAGCUGGAGCGUGAACGUUGGGACCAAUAAGGACUGGGAGCUGGGCAUGCUGGGAGAGAACCUCCAGACAAAAGGAUGCCUAAAGGCUCAGCUGUGGAGGAUUUCGUUCUCUGAUGGAAAGUUCACAGCGUUCUCCACAUCAGAACCAGAGAAAGAUCUGCCGGUGAAGGACACGUUGAAGAGGAUAAGGGUUCAUCUGGACUUUGACAGAGGCAGGUUGUCUUUCUUUGACCUUGACGCUAACACACACAUACACACCUUCACACACAACUUCACCGACAUCCUGUUUCCCUACAUUUACACCGAAAGCCCUGCCCCACUCAGGAUUAUCCCAGCCAACAUCUCUGUGAGGGUCCAAAACCAAACAUAAGGAAGUCAGAAUCACAGAUGUGACGGAUCUCGCAGGAAUUUACUGGAUGAUGGUUCUAAACCUAAAUUGCCCGAUUUCUCUGUGAUUAUUUGGUUCCUUUUUUAUGUUCUAGUCUGAAUAUUAACUUUAUACACUGGUCUUGAAAUGGAAAAUGAAGAUGCACUUGUGGUUUGUCAGAAACUGAGAUGACAAAGAAACGUUUUAGCUAAUAGCGCGACGCAGAAACCACAGACUGACUUCAAAACCCGAGUCAGAACCAUUACUGUUUGACCCGUUUGGUUCAGAGAUAAAUUCCUUCAGGAAAGGAGCAAAGUGGAUGAAAACACGAAGAUGUGUCGAGAUUCUCUUUUCUAAACUUAAUCAGACCUGAAAACAGUCAAACUGAUUCUGAUCUGAAUCAGCUCACAGAUUUUUCUCUUUAAUGGUUUAAUGAUUUCAGACGUUAACUUAGGAAAAACUUUUCUGAACAGGAAGCAGCAACCAGGAGAAAAACUCAUUCACUUGUAUUACUUCACAUCUGGUUCGACCUUUAGGAUCUCUGUUGGAUACAGUAGUUGACUUUGGAUUUCUACAGCUUCUCUCUGGCCGACCCGUUUCAGCUCCUGAUGUUUGCAGAAACUUGUUUCAAUCAGAAACGGUGGUCUGAUGCAUCCUGCAGAAACAUUUGAUCAGUUGUUUCAGGAGAUAAACUGAGGUCCACGUUAGAUAUGGGGUGGCUUUUAGCAAUGUGAGGUUAUAAAGGAGAAAUUCAAGCGCAACAUUUUUUAAUCAGAGAUGCUUUCCUCUGCAGAGGUUCAACUAAUCACGUUAUUAUAAACUGAAGGUUUAUGGGAAAAACAAAAAAAAAGAUUUGAUCUUAUUCUGGGGAAGGUUUAAAACCUACAGUUUAUCUGCUGGUUCAACUUCAGUUUUACUUUAUUAGAAAAUGGAGAAGUCCUGUAAUGAGAAGAACUUUAUUUUAAGUCUGUAUGUAGAAAAAAAGCUAAAUAUUAACUAAAUAAAAAUGUACUUUAUAGUUUUUAUUAGUAUUUAAAUUAAUCAAAUAAAUCAAAAUUUCUAUUAAAAAACCUUUUAAAUGAAAACAUCUGGAAACAGUGAGUGAGACAAGUCGGUACCAGUAACCGGGUUUCUGUGUUUCAGGCGAUAAAUUCACUAUUCUAAGCAUUUAAGACCCUGAAACACACACAGAUUAUAAAACAACUAUGAUAUGGUAACUCGUUAACCUAAUUAAUAACUGAUAUGUAAUGAAAUUUUAACAAGAACAUUUUGAUUUUAAUUCCUUGAAGAAAACAGUUUCUGACUGUUUCAGGGAAGGAUGAACAAAUACAUCCCAGAGCAUUUAACAAAAAAUAAAACCCAUUUAAAAGCUAAUGUUUAAAAAGUGAAUGAAAAGCAAUGAAUGAAUUUACAAACUAAAUGUAAUGUAGGAGCAGAUGUUGGAAAUCUGGGCUUUUAGGGGUUAAAAUGAUGUGAAAUUCAUUUUAUUGUUGAUGAAAAUAUUUUUAAACAACUGAAACGAGGUGGAAAUGCUAACUGGCAGUGUGCAGCAGUGCUGUUCCUUCAUGCUCCACUCAGCCAGAGAAAGCGUCUCAUUAAAGGGAAGCUGACCGGCGCCUGUUGAACAGAACGGACGGCUUCACCUGAUUUACAUGUUUAAAAGCCUUGGAGCGUGUCUCAGUUUGUGUUAAAUUAGAUUAAAUGAACACUGAAGUAAAUGUAAGGCUGUCAUUAUUUCUCUGACUCCAGAUCUGAUUCUGCGUCUGUUAUUAGACUUUCUGUUUAUCUGAAAAACAACAGCUGAUUAACACUUUUAUUUUACAUCUUUAAAAUGAAGGAAAAACAAAAACAUGUAGGUUUCAAUGCUUCUGGACAUAUUCUUCAUAUUUGUCUUAUUUUUCUAUCGCCUGCUUCGCUUUAUGGAUCUAUUAAAUGUGAAAUUGGGUCACAAAAUGUGAUGAAAUAAUGUAGGACAUUCCUUUAUUUUUAACCUGAAGAUAAAGCCCGGCUUGAUGGGCAACAAACACAAAACUCCGAAACAUGAAAACUUUUUGUUUGCUGAUUUUAAUGAAUAAAAAUCUAACUAAAACCUA
This is a messenger RNA of Girardinichthys multiradiatus, 5088 nucleotides long. RefSeq names its product E3 ubiquitin-protein ligase TRIM35-like. The record is from RefSeq and is a predicted model, not a curated record. NCBI's taxonomy places the organism in Eukaryota, Metazoa, Chordata, Actinopteri, Cyprinodontiformes, Goodeidae. Bases 1595 to 2998 code for a protein of 467 amino acids. Gene Ontology annotation, molecular function: zinc ion binding; protein binding. The transcript has a single exon.